Aplysia californica (California sea hare) is the source of this 2126-nucleotide messenger RNA. Its product is annotated as 4-galactosyl-N-acetylglucosaminide 3-alpha-L-fucosyltransferase 9. Gene Ontology annotation, cellular component: membrane. The record is from RefSeq and is a predicted model, not a curated record. Gene Ontology annotation, molecular function: alpha-(1->3)-fucosyltransferase activity. The transcript is spliced from 2 exons. Bases 1 to 1539 code for a protein of 512 amino acids. NCBI's taxonomy places the organism in Eukaryota, Metazoa, Mollusca, Gastropoda, Aplysiida, Aplysiidae.
AUGCAGAUACUGGUGAAAAGGAAACAUUUAAUUGGAGCAGCGGCUGUAUCUACUCUGUCGAUCAUAAUCUAUAGUCUGUACAACAUCAAUUUCCACACACUGAUUUACGACAGAGAACAGCCAAGGCGGCGUCCACGAGUGCAUUGUGGAGGAGGUAGUCCAGUAGCCGUUGAUGGCGUCCCCCCGUAUGUCCCUGUACAGAAAGUCCUCUACGACAGAGACAACGUGCUGUAUGGAGACGUGAAGACCUCUUUGAUAGACCUAGGCCUCGGCCUCACACGGUGUAACGAUGAAGAUGGCGGGACCGUUCUGUGGGAGAACGGAGUCUCUUUCCGACAAUUUCUGCGUGAAGAUAAUUCGAGUAACAAGUUCUUCCUCUCUGAGUUCGAACCUUACAUACCGUUUGUACCAGAAGUGUUUUUCUUGGGACGUAAAGACAAAAUCUCGGAGUUCGAGAAGAGGCUGGCGUCCGGCACUACGGCCAACAAUGAAGCACAAGGGUUUGAGCGGAAGAUUAUUCUUUGGUGGCAGAACAAGAAAGCUGCAGCUCCAAUUUCUGAGCUUCGGCCCUUGAGAUUUUGUCCUGAUUUACCAUGUGUACUAACCUCCAAUAGAACAUUCACAGAGCGCAGUUCUGCUAUGCUGAUAAACAAUCAGUUCAUCAAAUCGCCACCUCCUACUCGGCGACCAGACCAGGUUAUGAUCUACUACCACAUCGAAGCUCCACUCCCCCACUACUGGUACACAGGCUCUCGGCUGAACAACCCGGCUUGGAACCACAUCUUCAACUGGACCAUGUCAUAUCGCUUGGACGCUGAUAUUUUCGCUCCUUAUGGCCUCAUCAGGAGACGAAAUCGUCCUCCGGAACGAGAUUAUUCAUCCAUAGUCGACAGGAAGACCGGUCUGGUCGCGUGGAUAGUCUCACACGUCAAUACCCAAAGCAGGAGAGGCGAGUAUGUGGAUGAGCUACAGAAGUACAUCCACGUCAGCAGAUAUGGCGGCGGCUACAAAAAGUGCAACAUACAGAAAGAUUACGAAUGUUUUGCUUCUAUAGGGAGAAAGUAUAAGUUCUACCUCAGUUUUGAAAAUGGGUAUUGUGAUGACUACGUCACAGAAAAGUUAUUCAAAUACUUUAGCCUAGACCUGAUACCUGUGGUGCUUGGAACGAGUGAUGUUUCCCGUCAUGCCCCACGAGGGGCUUAUAUAGAUGUGGCAGAUUUCCCAACUCCAAAGCAGCUCGCACAGCGUAUGCUUUAUCUCCACACACACACUGAUCAGUACAUUAAGAUGCUGAAAAUCAAGGACCAGUACUUUUCUGUAUAUGAAGACUAUAUACUUAAGCCACCGUCACGCCCCUUUAACGUGGAAUAUCUAUACGAAUCAGUGCCUUUCUGUCACAUAUGUCAUAGGAUUUGGAACCUUGAGAACUACACAAAAUCUAUUGCCGAUGUUCGAGAAUGGUUUCAGUUAUCUCACUGUUACCCUCCUGGAAAUGUGUCUGGAAUCAAUGGGUUUUCAAGUACUCCAGUACCGAGUUAGUUUAAACUGGAUGGCAGUACGUAAGGGUUACUUUGUCGUUAAACAAAAAAGCAGCAUAAUGUAUUUUCCUGGUACCAGACACCUCAUCGAGGACACAUGAUGCAAAGUUCUGCAAUGUUGCAAUUCAAACAGCAGGAUUAUAAACGUAGACAUUUUCAGAAGGUAUAGUAAAGCGAAGGUCCUGAAUUCCACUUUUUAGAACCUGUUACCGUUGUUAUCAUAUUUUCUAAUUCUUUACAUCAUUGUCUUUAUUUUUUACAAUUAUCAACCGUUGAAUGCUUCCAGGUUCCGCACUUGCAUUCUAAUCAAACAGAGACCAAGACUUCCGUUUUCAUUUUCUAUGAUAUAACUGUGUUUAUAUACUUUUAAGACAGCAUUUACUUGCUAUACAUGUACAAACAGGGAAACAGACAGGUGCUCUGAUGACACAAGUUAAGUCAGAACUGUUACAACUGAUUUUAUCGUGACGUUUUUCAAUGUAUCAGAGGCUGUCAUGCGUUUUUUUUUAAUGACAGACAGUGACAGUUGCUCUCCGGGAACCCUGGAUUCGAUGAUUAUAUUCUUACAAUAAUAUCGAUACCAACACA